Molecule: messenger RNA, 2646 nt
Organism: Cucumis sativus (cucumber)
Lineage: Eukaryota; Viridiplantae; Streptophyta; Magnoliopsida; Cucurbitales; Cucurbitaceae
Product: cellulose synthase-like protein G3
Exons: 6
Coding region: 80-2368 (762 amino acids)
Biological process (GO): plant-type primary cell wall biogenesis; cellulose biosynthetic process
Cellular component (GO): plasma membrane; trans-Golgi network
Molecular function (GO): mannan synthase activity; cellulose synthase (UDP-forming) activity
Source: RefSeq, a predicted model, not a curated record
UUGGAGAGAAAAAAAGAAGAAGAAAAGAAAACACAAGUGGAGUUUAGAAACUACAAAAAUAAAUCUCAUUGCGUAUAAAAUGUGUGGACUUCGAACUUCACAUCAUUCUCCACAGCACAGGGAGAAACACAACCAAAUAACAAUGGAGGAUAUUAGAGCUCGCGCCGCCGCCGAGGACUUCCAACUUAACUCCCAACACAUACCUUCACGCCUCACCACCUUUAACCGCCUCUUCGCACUCAUUUAUGCCUGCGGUCUUUUCGCUUUAUUUUACUACCACCUUACUUCACUUAUAAAUUCCACUUCUUUGGGUUCCUUCUUCAUCUCUGUUUCUCUGUUCAUCUCCGACGCCGUUUUGGCCUUCAUGUGGGUCUCUACUCAAUCCUUCCGGAUGAAUCCACUCCGCCGCCGUGAGUUUCCAGCCAACUUGAAAGAGUUACUGAAAAAUGACUCUGAUUUUCCAGCGAUAGAUGUGUUUAUUUGCACGGCGGAUCCAUACAAAGAGCCUCCAAUGAACGUCGUGAACACGGCCUUGUCGGUCAUGGCGUACCAUUACCCAACAAGUAAGACAUCCGUCUAUGUUUCAGAUGACGGUGGGUCAGCCAUGACGCUGUUUGCUUUUAUGGAGGCGGCCAGGUUUGCUGCCACAUGGUUGCCGUUUUGUAGGGAAAACGACGUUGUAGAUAGAAAUCCUAAUGCCUUCUUUACUUCUACUUCUAACCAAGAUUGGAACUCCGAGACUGAAGAGAUUAAGAUAAUGUACGAAAAAAUGAAAAGGAGAGUAGAAAACAUUUGUGAGAAAGGAAAGGUUGAAGAUGAAUUGUUGAAUGGAGAAGAAGAGCGUAUGACUUUCAAUCAAUGGACCAAAUCUUUUACUCCUCAAAAUCAUCCUACUGUUAUUAAGGUAGUAUUGGACAGCAGUAAGAACAAAGACAUUAGUGGAGACCUAUUGCCAAAUCUCAUCUAUGUUUCAAGGCAAAAAAGUGUAAAUUCUCAUCACAAUUUCAAGACCGGUGCUCUUAAUACUUUGCUUCGGGUAUCGGCUACCAUGACCAAUGCACCAAUUAUUCUCACUUUGGAUUGUGAUACAUAUUCCAAUGACCCUCAAACACCAGCUCGUGCCUUGUGCUAUUUCUUGGAUCCAAAACUUGAGAAAAACUUAGGAUAUAUUCAGUUCCCUCAACGGUUCCGUGGAGUUAGCAAACAUGAUAUAUACGGUGGAGAAUUAAAGCACUUAUUCCUAAUCAAUCCACUUGGUAUGGAUGGAUUGUUAGGCCCAAAUUAUGUUGGUGCUGGGUGUUUCUUUGUUCGACGGGUAUUCUUUGGAGGUCCAUACUCAUAUGAGGCACCUGAACUCUCCCAACUUAGUCCAAGUCAUGUUGUUGAAAGGCCCAUUCAAUCUCAAGAGGUCUUGGACUUGGCCUAUUUAGUUGCAAGUUGUGAUUAUGAGAAUAAUACAAAAUGGGGUUUGAAGUUGGGGUUUAAAUAUGGGUCUUUAGUGGAGGAUUAUUUUACAGGGUAUCGUUUGCAAUUGGAGGGGUGGAGGAGUGUAUUUUGCAAUCCGAAAAGAGCAGCUUUUCAUGGUGAUGUGCCCAUAACCCUUCUUAGUGUGAUGAAUCAAACCAAAAGAUGGGGUAUUGGGCUUUUAGAAGUCAAUUUCUCAAAGUACAACCCGAUCACUUAUGGUGUAAGGUUCAUUGGCCUUCUCAUGGGGCUUUCUUAUGCCAAUUAUGCAUCUUGGCCCUUUUGGUCCAUUCCUGUCAUUGUUUACUCCUUCCUACCUCAGUUGGCUCUCAUUAGUGCCACUCAGAUCUUCCCCAAGGUUGGUGAUGCAUGGUUUGUAAUAUACAUACUGUUGUUUCUUGGAGCUUAUGGUCAAAAUCUUGUAGAUUUCAUUCUUGCGGGAGAAACAUUCCGAAGAUGGUGGAAUGAUCAAAGAAUGUGGAGCAUAAGAGCUGGGUGUAGUUUGUUGUUUGGAUUCAUAGAGUUCACAUUGAAGUCUCUUGGGAUAAAUUCCAACUUAGGUUUCAACGUCACCAGUAAAGCAAUGGAUGAAGAACAAACCAAGAGGUACAAGCAAGAGUUGUUCGAGUUUGGAGUUUUCUCGCCAAUGUUCGUUCCCCUUACCACUGCAGCCAUUGUCAACUUGGCCAGUUUCGCCGGUGGAGUGAUCAGAAUUUUGAAAUCGGGCGGGGCGUGGGAACAUUUGUUUCUUCAGAUGUUGGUGGCUGGAUUUGGAGUGGUGAAUUGUUGGCCAGUUUAUGAAGCCAUGGCUUUGAGAAAUGAUGGAGGGAAGUUGCCACCCGAACUCACUUUCUUCUCUGUCUCUCUUGCUUUACUUCUUUGCUCUUUUGCUACUUUUUUUUAGCUAGAUAAAUGUUCCGUAGGAAAUGUGGUCUGGUCAACAAUUGAAGGACUCAUCGUUAAAUUAGAUUGGAAAAUGUCUAUUAUGUAUUUAGUUUUGCCCUUUUAAAUAAAUGACGAUUUUUUUAAGAAUAUCAAAAAAAUAGGUGAUUUCAAAGAUAAAACAUCGAAAUUUUGUAUAAAAAUAGCAGAGGUGAGUCAAUUUUCGAAAAAAACUUCAUGUGAGAGUCUUUCUUAAUGUUUAAAAAACAUCAAAUAAAAACAAUACAUACAUUUUUUUUA